UCGAAAACUGACAUACAUGUUUACACACAAAGACAGUGAUAGAGGUUGUGAUCGAGACACUUUUAGACACAGACAUUGAUUUUUACAUUAAAACACAGAAAUCAAAUGCCACCUACUCCAUAACCCCACCCGCAUUAUUCUCUUCACUUCAAGACCCCAAAUGCUCUUCUUCUUCUUCUCCACUCAGAUUUUCUGUCUGGGUUUUCACCAAUGAUGUUGGCUGUUGUUGAAGCUGCGCAGAGUCACAGGCAUUCUGUGAGUGACGUGUCCGUUUCGGAUGAGUCCACGUUUGAUUCUUGUGGGUCGGAUUGUUGUUCUUUGGAGGGUGUGGAUUUGGAGAGUGGGGUUUUGGAGCUGAAGAAUAAGGUGGUGGUGCAUUUGAGUAAGGUUGAGAGAAUUUGUAGAAUUUGCCACUUGGGUUUUGAGGGUGGUGGGUUGGACUCUUCUGGGCUUCCAAUUGACUUGGGAUGUUCUUGCAAGGGUGAUUUGGGUGCUGCUCAUAAGCAAUGUGCUGAGACUUGGUUCAAGAUCAAGGGUGAUACAAUCUGCGAGAUCUGUGGUGUCGUUGCAUUUAACAUAGUUGGUGAGCAGAUCAACGAGGCAAAUGGAGCCAUCGCCCCAACAUCCCCUUCAACACAACCAGCAGCAUCUGUGAUCAUGGUUGAAACCCAAACCAUGUGGCAUGGCCGCCGCAUUAUGAAUUUCCUGCUUGCUUGCAUGAUCAUUGCCUUUGUUAUUUCAUGGCUUUUCCACUUCAAAAUACUAUAAUGAACACCACUAGGGAAAACAAAAAGGGCUUUCCUGUAUAAGUUAGAGCCCCAGUUCUCUUGGUGCUUGUACUUCUACUUUGUCUCUUUACCCAUUCCAACUUGGCCCUACAUUCAUGUUUUGAGGGCCAAUUCCAAAUUUGUAGGUUAUGUAAUGUAAAGGGUUCUGCCUGACUAUCAAAUAACAAGUUAUAUUAUUUUUGUAGUAGUGG
Rosa chinensis is the source of this 979-nucleotide messenger RNA. RefSeq lists its product as uncharacterized. Gene Ontology annotation, molecular function: zinc ion binding. The coding region runs from base 211 to 768 and encodes 185 amino acids. The record is from RefSeq and is a predicted model, not a curated record. The transcript has 2 exons. Lineage: Eukaryota; Viridiplantae; Streptophyta; Magnoliopsida; Rosales; Rosaceae.